AAGUUUUUAAUAGUCUUUUCUGUUUUGUAUUCAAAUAAUUGCUAAUAAUAAUAGAGAUCUAUCGAUUGAAUUAAAGCUGAUUGCACAAACAACUAAUACAUAAAAAUCGAUAUAUCGCCUAUCAUAGAAGAAAAUGAACGCAAGUAAAAAUUAGAAAAUUAACAAUACCCGUUCAAAAAAAUGGCGGGAUUGGAAAAUUAUGAAAAGGUUUAUCGAGGACGUUUGAUAGAAGCCCGGGAUGACAAAGAUCAUUUGCGAAAAAAGUAUCAUGGACAUGAUGUUAUUCAUCCUUUGGAUAUAUCAACUCCUUAUCCUUUAGCAGAAGAUAGCCCGCCUCAUGAUGAUGAUGUUGCCAUAAAGAAAUAUAUAGUAUUAGGAUGCAGUCUAGUCGGUUUAAUCACAGAGAAUUUAUUAAUUCAUCCUUUUAUCGUUCUAAGACGACAAUGCCAAGUCAAUCCUGGAUCUACUAAGUAUCACUUGGUACCCUUUUCUUUAAUUCCUCUAAUGGUACGAUUACAUCAGAGCCAAGGUUUAAAUACUUUGUGGAAGGGAAUCGGUUCUGUCUUAUUAGUAAGAGGCAUGACUCUAGCAAUCGAAGACCUGAUUUCUAAAGUUACACCGUGGCCAAAAGAAGUAACAUGCAAUAGUUCUUUGAAAGCUUUUGGUCAGCAUCUACUUCUGAAAUGUGUAUCUCUAGGCAUAGUAACUCCAUUUUAUUCUGCUUCGCUUGUGGAAACGGUACAAUCUGAAAUAGCAUCUGAAAGUCCUGGUAUUUUAGAUGUUUUUCGAGAUGGUGCUUUACGUUUGGUUGAAAUUAGCAAUAAAGGCAGACUCAUACCCAUUUAUGCUCUUUUACCGCCUACUGUAGCCUACGGAGUAUCUAAAUAUCUUUUUACUCUAAUUGUAAGGGGUGUUACAAGUCGUAUCAUGCAUAUAAGACAUAAGCAUCGUCAGGAAUAUAUGGGAGCAUAUAGUCGUGAUUUACUAUCCGAAACAUUAGUUCAAGAUAUUGAAUUACAAUCGAUAUCAAUUUCUAUGUGCGCAGCAGAUGUAUUAUUUUAUCCUUUAGAAACUGUUAUUCACCGUUUGCAUCUUCAAGGAACACGCACUAUUAUAGAUAAUUUAGAUACAGGAAAAAGUGUUACUCCAUUAUUAACAGGAUACAGCAGUGCUACCGAUUGUUAUCGCACAAUAAUUUCCACCGAGGGUCCACUGGGUUUAUAUAAAGGUUUUGGAGCUCUCAUAUUACAAUUUGGAGUAUACGUUUUCGUAUUACGUGCAACUAAAUGGAUUUUAACGGAACUAGUCACAAAAUUGAAACCCAAGCCUAAAUAUAAACAAGUUACACGGUCUGAAAUUUUAUACCAUAGAGAUUCAAUGUGAAUAUUUUUUUCCUUUAUAAAUAUAUAUAUAUAUAUAUAGAUUGUUUCACAUAUACAAGAAAUAUUUUUAGUAAUUAAUUUAUUAGCUAGGUUGCUAUAAUGAUUAUUAUAUAAAUGAAAUUUUGUGCUUUUUAACCAUAAGGUACUUAUAUAAUUAAAUAUGUAAUUAAAUAUAAAAAACAUUAUAGAAACAAUGAAAUAUAUAUUAUAUUAAAACUUCUUAAGGUUUUAAUUUUAUAGAUAUAAAAUCAACAAUGUUUAAAAUUUUACAAAAUAAAAAAACUGAUUCAUAUUAAACAUUUUCUUCGAUUAAAUAUAAAAUAUCAAAGUUUUUGAUACAUUUUAAUGAUUAAUGAAAUCAUUGUGAUUUAUUUGUGCAUGCCAUGUUCUAGAACAAUAUUACUUAAAAUAAUGAAUAAAUUUAAUAGACAUUAUAAUCUUUAUGUAAUUUAACUUUCAAUUAUUUUCAAGUAGUCCAUCGAUAAAUCACUCUAAUGAGUAUAACCC
Polistes canadensis is the source of this 1889-nucleotide messenger RNA. RefSeq names its product solute carrier family 25 member 46 (gene Slc25A46a). The transcript has 6 exons. Gene Ontology annotation, biological process: mitochondrial fission; mitochondrial membrane fission. The coding region runs from base 181 to 1383 and encodes 400 amino acids. Lineage: Eukaryota; Metazoa; Arthropoda; Insecta; Hymenoptera; Vespidae. The record is from RefSeq and is a predicted model, not a curated record. Gene Ontology annotation, cellular component: mitochondrial outer membrane.